AGCAGGUGUACAGCUGUUCGAUGGACGGUACGGUGCGGCUGUGGGACUACCGGGCCGGGGAGGAGAUCCGGACGCUCUCCGUGGGGGAGCCGGUGAAGCACAUGGUGAUCCAAAAGGAGCUGGGUGUGGCCUAUCUGUCGGUGCAGCUGCGUACGGGAGGUGGCCGAGUGGUGCUGUACAACAUGAGGACCGGAAAGUUCAGCGGCAAUGCGCUCAAGACCCGCUCCGCCGGCCCCCUGGCGCUGAGCGCCUCGGGCGGCCUGGCCGCCUCCAUCGACCGCCACUCGCUGUUCGUGUGGCGCACGGGGGUGGACAUCUACCAGCCACUCAACCUGCAUCACACAAAGCCGUACACGUGUCUGGCCAUCUCCGCUGACGAUUCCCUCAUCGCCGCGGGUGACGUCACGGGUCGGCUGCUCAUCUGGAGGGCGGUGGAGUCGCGCGUGCCCUCGGCGCUAAGGGACAAGUCGGGGGGAGGAGGAGCAGCUGGGGCUGGGGGUGAAGGAGGCGCAGCAGCAGCAGCAGGGGGCCAGCAGCAUGUGGGAGGUGGCGGCAAGGUGCGGCUGCCGGCAGCCGAGCAGCCGCCGCUGACGACCCUGCACUGGCAUGCACACCCUAUGGGGUGCCUGGCCUUCUCAUCGGACGGUACCCACCUCUUAUCCGGCGGUGCCGAGGGUGUGCUGGUCAUCUGGAACCUGGAAACCCAACGACCCAACUUUCUGCCGCGACUCGGCGGACCCCUCGUCGGACUGCACCCCUCGCCGGCGGAUCCAGCAAAGUACGUCGUACGACAGGCGGACAAUGUCGUACGGAUUAUCAAUAUUGCGACCAUGAAGGUGGAGGCCUCCGUCAUGGGUCUGCGGCCGCCGCCGGUGGGGCUGCUGCCGCCGGCGGGGGUGGCUGGGGGCGCGGCGGCGCUGCUGGCGGCGCCUGGCGGCGGCGAGGGUACGGCAGUGGCGCCGGCGGUUGGUGGAGUGUACGGCAGGGGCGGCAGCGGCGGUCUGGGUGUGCUGGUGGUGGCGUGCGAGAAUGCGCAGCUGCAAUUUUACGAUGUGGAGCGGGACCGGCAUCUGCAUCUGGUGCAGGCUGCUCCGCGCAACGCCAUGCCUCUCACGGCCCCACAGCAACAGAGCCUCACAUCCGGGUCGGGAGGAUCAGCAGCAGCAGCGGGGGGGGCAGCCGGUGCAGGGGCUCCGGAGCCGGUGGCUCCGCCGCCGCCCUUUGUCUCGCUAGUGGCCUUCAGCGGUGAUGGAUCCGUCAUGGCUACUGUGGACGUCAGGUCUGAUGCGGGGCCAUACGGAUCUACGGAAGCCUGUCUCAAGUUCUGGGACGCUGCCACUUCCUCUUCCGGAUCCAACGCGGACCGUACGACAACGGAUCCGUCAACAUCUGGAUCCGGAUUCGCCCUCAAUACCCGCGUGGACGAGCCCCAUGCGGACCAGGUCACCUCCCUCGUCUACCACCCCUCACGCCACAUGGUCGUUACGACAGGCGGAUCCGGAUUCGGUACGACAAUUGGAACAGGGCUGGCUUCCGGAACCGGGGUGGAUUCGGAGUUCAAAGUUUGGAUCCAAGAGCGCCGAUCAGCGUCGCUGGAGGCGAAAAGCGGCGAUCGGAGUGCUGGUACGACAACGCAUUGGAGGUGCCAGAGUACGGGAGGAUACAAAGGGCUACCGCUGGGUGCGGCGGCGUUCAGCCCAGACGGCAGCAUUCUAGCAGUGGCGGCGGCGGCGCGAGUGACGUUGUGGGAUGCGGAAAGCACUUCGCUAGCGGCAGUGCUGCCGGCGGCGACCGCGUUAGGGCCGGCGGCGGCGCCACCAUUGACUCAACUCGUGUUCGUACCGGGAACGCCGUAUUUGGCGGCGGCGUCGCCGUCGUGCGUCGCGGUGUACAACUUGCUAACGGCUGCCGUACAUUGGUGCUUCCCGUACGGCGCGGUGUCGAUCUGUGCGGAUGCGGCGUACGGAUUGCUAGCGGUAGCGCUGCCGGCGCCGUCGGCGCCGCCGCAGGCUGCUGCGGCGGCUACGGACGCUGCCGCGGAUGCCUCCCGGUCUCAGAAACCGCUUCAGCAGAAGCAGAUCCUCCCGAAGCACCCAAAACAGCAGCAGCAGGGGCAGGAGCAGCAGCAGCGGCCGCAGCCCAGCUGUCAUGUAGUCGUGAUUGACCCACGGGACGGUUCGCCCAAGUACCACUGCCACCUGCCGGACACGCACCACGUGCACUUGGCGCAUGUACGGACGGCGGCGGCAACCGCCUCAACAGCAGGCGACGGUUGCAGUCCGUUGCUGAUCCUGCGGGACAACCGACAGUUCUCGGUUGCCGCACUCCCAGGUUCCCUGGACGCCUCCCGCUCAGCUGCGGGCGCCGCACCCUCUCAAGUCCUGCUGGAUCAGCAACCGCUGUCCGCCUUCGAAGCCGCAUUCGGCCGCGAGCAACUGCCAACCACCGCAGCGGGCGCUGCACCCAUGGAGGUUGACGGAGGCGCAGCAGCGGUGGGCGGGAAGCCCCUUUGGGCUGCGCUCUUCGACGCGCCCUCGCAUGUGCUGCCGCCGCCGACUGCGCUUGCGAACGCCUUCCUGUCCCUCCUCACCACUUCGGACUCUUGAUUGGUGUGAUUGGUUGGUUGAUUGAACACAUGUCGCCUUGGACAUGCUGCGCAGCGUUGACGUACAGCGUUGCAGCACAGUGCAGUUUGGUUUAUACUUGUGUGUGGACGUUUUCGCGAACCAUUUCGUUCGUAGCAGCAGGGGCUGUAAGGGUUGCUGUGCAUGCGGCAGGAAAGGGGCGCUUGGGUUUGGGUAAAGAGGGAACUGUACCAUGUGACGAGGUUCCUUCAUGAGCUGCAUGGGAAGGGGUGUGGCUAGGGGACGCAACAACGGGUAGCGAGGAAAGGGGUUAGCGGUGGCUGUGUUGGGUUGUGGUACCAUGCGUGCUGAGGGCGCGCGGAUGUGCAUUAAACUGCUGUUGUUAGUAGUAAGUUUGUAGUGGUAGUGCGUUGGGGUGUGGGAGAGACACACCGGGGAGGUUAAGAGUCUGGCGGGCGCUUGCUGGGGGGGCUAGGUGGUUGUCGAGUAAACGAGUUGAUUGGAGAUGGGGCGAAGGGCAGGAGAUCGGACAAGGCGUCAUUUUUGUGUUUGAUGUCGACUUCCGCACAAGAUGACAAAGGAGGUGUCUCGGGACGCUUCCUGCGGCGGAAGGGGUACAUCCCUUUCCGCCAUGUGGUGCCGGUGGAUGUAACAAACUCCUAUCCG
Messenger RNA from Astrephomene gubernaculifera, 3251 nucleotides. Lineage: Eukaryota; Viridiplantae; Chlorophyta; Chlorophyceae; Chlamydomonadales; Astrephomenaceae. The record is from the annotation of a GenBank genome assembly.